AUGCCUUUUAAACCUCACCACUCGGAAGAAUAUUCUGAUAGAUCACGAAUUUUUCGUGAAAUUUUGCAAAAUUCUGAUAAUGUAAAGAGUCGAGAACAAAUAUUUAUUCUUGAUCGCAAUAGUUACCCUACUCAAAAGUGUCUCAAGAAUGACUAUGACAAACCCGGCAAAGUAAAUUUAAAAUUAGAUCAAUAUCAAGGACCAGCUUUGUUGUCAUGGAACGAUAGAAUUAUUAAAAAACGAGACUUUUAUUCCAUGUUUAAAUUGCCUGAUAAUGAUCAACAUGAUAAAUACGGAGGUCUUAGAUUUAACUCCAUUUAUCACCUUACCGAUUCUCCUUCGUUCAUCAGUGGAAAUAAAUAUGUGAUUUAUCAUAAGGGCACCUUGAUAUAUAAAUUAUCCAGAGAAAAUCUGGCUGCGAAGUAUCCCGACCAAUUUGCACCAUUCAAAAUUCAUUAUGAUCACGAACUCAAAGGAACUUUAUUUCGAUAUCCACUUCAUACGUCUGAAUACGUAGACGAUUCAAUAAUUUCGAGUAAAUAUUACGGGUCCAAUGAAAUUCUGGAAAUGUUUCAAGAAUUUUAUAAAAAUGAAGCCAAAAGUUGCUUGUUGUUCUUGAAAUACGUUGAGGUCAUUAAAUUUUAUGAGUUAAGAGAAGGAGAAACGAAGCCAAAGUUACUUUACGUUGUAAAUUUCGAAAAUGCCGAUCAAGUCAGGUUAAAACGUCAACUAAUCGCCGAAAAGGUCGAGAUGAUGUCAAAGCAUCAGUUGUUUGCAAAAAAUAUUAUGACAAUGAUGAAAUUGUUGAAUUCCAGAAAUCUCAAUGAAUCCACGUAUACCGCAAUACUCGGGCAACAAAAAGGUCAAGGUCAACGAGAAAUAAAUAGAUGGUUUAUCUUUAAUUGGCUCGGUAACAUAAAAAAAAUGGACGAUUUCAUUCGAGAAAAUUUCGGAAAAAAUAUCGAAGAUUACAAGUUCAUGUCAAAUGUCACUAUUGCUGUACGGCUUAAUGAUUCAAGGAAUUUCCUGUAUAACCCACUUGUAAUUGCAAUUCCUUUUCGGAGCUCGAUGCAUGAAUGCCAUGUGAUCAGUGCAAACAGACAACCUCAUCCCAAGAUCAAUGAAGGUGAAGAGCUGCAGAAAACAUCUUGGAAUGAGUAUCUCUUCAACAGCAUUCUCCCACAAGCAUGGGCAAAAUUAUUGGCUAAACUACCCCACGAAUUCUCGAGUGUUGAUCAGUCCAAGUUUUAUGAUUUUUGGCCAAUCGUUUCAGAUCAAUCGUCAGACAGUGGGGUUUCCGCGGGAUUAUUAAAAAAUGUUAUUGAGAACCUCAACAUCAGCGAUGAGGUUUUCUGUGGGCCACCCGCCUUAUAUUCAUCCGACAGUGUGCGGCGUUUGUCACCAGAAACCAAGGUGAUCUCUACGAAGGUGGAAACAAAAUUCCGAUUGUUGUCAAUGGCCAAUGGAUAUUUUCCAGCCGAUCCUAAUGCACAUGCAGUAUCCGAAAUACUUGAAAAAAUCGGUUUCCCGGUAAUUAAUAUUAAUUCUAUGGUGGAGGAUGCAUUGAAAGAAUCGAAACGCAGCAACGCUAUCCAAUAUUAUUCUCCUAAAGUAGUUCGAAUCUACCUUCAACAAAAUAUUUCCACGUGGAAGGAUUACUUAUCUCGUAAGGAGCUUCUAAGUCUACUUAUUUAUGUACUUCAAGAUAAAAACCCUGAGGGACUGGAUGGACUCCAGAUGAUACCAUUGGCGGAUGGCACAUUUGGAACAUUCUCAAGAGCUGACGAUGAUAUCGUAUACAUUGGCCCUGGUCGUUCCCAGGAAAUAGUUGCUUGUGAUGAACGUAGGAUUUUUACCAGAAAUCUAGAUAAUUUUAUUGACAUGGAUAUUCCUCAUAAACUAUGGAAUCUUUUAUAUGAGGGUGCAAAAGAUGUUCAACUUUUGAACAUUAGGAUGCUGACCCCAUCAGUCGUAGCAAAUUUAAUCAAGGAGAACCUAAAAGGUUAUGCAUCAAACGCAGAUGAGAUUAAAAUCGCAAACAAACGUGAAUGGAUUUAUCAGAUCUGGAAUAAUUUAAUGGAGAGAGAUUGUGAUUUAAAAGAUUUUGAACAUCUGCACCUCUUACCUACAAAUCGAGGGACACUUCGAAAGAUCAAAACGUCAGAAAAAUGCUUUUGGGAUGGAGGUGAUUAUAAACUUGGUAACGAGAUACAACCACUCGUAAAAAAGUUGGGCGUUGUAUUUGUCGAUCGGGAUUUCGAGAAACUUUCGGUACAUACCUGGUCAAAACUUUCGCCAUAUGUUAUCAAACUUUUUGAGGUGUCGUCAGUUUUACGAUGCCUACGAAACUCCUCAUCCUAUCCUCAAAAUUUAAAGAUUCAACUACAAGACCGAGAUGCCGUGACAUUGUUAAAAUAUUUGAGUAAGCCCUUUAUUAGCAAGACUCUUGAUGCUGACCUUGAGGUCAUUAUGCUCGAUGUGAUAAGAAAUAUUCCAAUAUUUUCUGCGAGUGAUCAUGAAAAAUCGAUUUCUUCCAAGCACACACAAAAAGAAAAGGAUCUCGGACAGGCAAUGGUGCAAAAUCCUGAUUUUCUUAGUGACCAUCCAACAAAGUUUGAAUUUUUCUUGGAAAAUAUUGUCAGGGCUUUAAGAUCAAAACGAACCGAUCACUGGCAUGAAUAUGUAGCACCAUACUUUAGCUCGCAACCCCGGCUGGUUCUUGACAGAGUGAUGAAUGGACUUUUUAAUUAUUUGAAAUUGUUUCUUCAAAUUGAUUCCCGGUUGAAGCCUAUUUUAAGUCAAUUGGCUUUAGUUACCGCUGGUACGAAUAAGAAGGCAGACAUCUACCAAGGUUCUAACAAGUAUAGUUUGUGCAAGCCCACCGAUCUUUACAGUCCAGAGGAUCAAACAAUUGUAGAUUUGUUUUUUGAGGACGAAAAGGUUUUUCCCACCGGAAAAUUCCUGGAUAACUCUUCGCAAACAUUAAACCUUCUGAAAGAUUUAGGCCUCAAAACCCAACUUUCAGAGGAUGAUAUUCUUUGUCGUUUGAAAGUGAUAAGUGAUUAUAAAGAGGCCGCGAAUACACCCGAAUUAUUCGACGUGGUUCAUACCAAAGCCCUAAAACUUCUUCAGUACAUUGACAAAAGGUGGGGUGACCUAUUUAGCAAGGUUGACCAUGGGCCAAAAACUAGGCAGCUUUUGUCAGACAUUUUAACCAAUGAAUGGAUUCCGACUGUUGACUAUUUGGGAGUGAAACAUUUCUCAAGAUCACAACUCUGUAGAGAUGUGAGAGAAAAAAGUAUUAUCGGUUACGCUGUACCUAUUCUCGAGUAUGAAAUCAAGAAGGAAGGUUUUCUUAGUCAUUUAUCUUGGGACAAAUAUCCAAAUAUCAAAUUGAUUCUUCAACAACUUGAGGUAUGCUCGAACACCGGCAAUAUUGACACCCAUAACACCUGCAAAAUGAUUUAUGGUUACUUGGAUAAGGUCGUGUCCGAAUCUGUUCAAAAUGUUGUAGUAGACAUAAUGAAAAAAAGAUUAAAAGGCAUGAAAUGGAUCUUGAUUGAUGGAAAGUUUUAUUCAUCGAACAAUGUCAUUUUAGAAAUUCCCGAGAGCCUUAAAGAUUUAAAUAAUCGGAUUAUGGUAGAACUCCCUUAUGAAUACCAGAUCAAUUACAAAACGUUAUUUCAAGAAACUGGAGUUCGUCAUAAAUUGGAAAUUCAAGACUGCGUCAAUUCCAUCAAAGAAUUUGUUCGAGGAGACACCGUUAAACUAUCUUACGACGAAAUAUGGGAUGUAGUGAUGAUAAUCAAGCACAUGUCGAAAGAAUUGGUGGAAAAUCAAAGUUUGGUGAAAAUGUCAAAAGAUUUGCUUGUUCCUGAUACCAAGGGAACUCUGGUGCCACUAAAUAAAAUCUGCUAUGAUGAUGCCGGCUCAGAUUUGGAUGACGAGAAGAAAGAGAAUUUUUGGAUCGCACACCCUCUGAUAUCGUUAGAAACGGCGCGGAAGAUUGGAAUGGAAAUGCUGACUGAAACAGAAAAUGCAAAAAUUUAUGGAGAAUUUUAUGAACAAAGCGUAUCUGUAACUGCUAGAAUCAAGGAUAUCAUCGCUAAUCAUCCGCCAAAUUCCAUUUUCGAGGAGUUUUUAUUUAAUGCCGACAGAGCGGGCUCGCGUCGAUUUAGUUUGUAUAUCGACGAAAGAGACUUUUCCAAACCUUUCGAUGCAUCCAAUUCCUUACUUCUAAGUGAAGAGAUGUAUAUUUGGCAAGGUCCUACCCUGUGGAUCCAUUACGAUGCAGAGUUUACCGAUAGCGAUUUCAGGUCAUUGCUUAAUCUUGGGGUUGAAGAAAUUGAUCGCUUCGGAAUUGAAAUCAAUUCGGUGUUCAAUUUCACCGAUCUCCCAAGUUUUGUUAGCGGCGAAUACAUUGCUUUUCUGGAUCCACAUGCCAAAUAUCUUCCAGCAUUAGGUUUUCCUCCAAGAAAACCUUUAGGGAGUCGAUUCAAUUUUAUCAAAUCUAAUUUCAGGCACCGAUGGUCCAAUCAAUCUCGUCCAUAUAUUUCUAUGGAGGGGUGUGAUCUAACAAAGAAAUAUGAAGGCACCCUAUUCAGGAUUCCACUAAGAAACCAAGAAGCCGCCAAUUCAAGCGAAAUAUCCAAUAGAUCAUUCAAACCCGAUGAUCUCUUGGAUCUUCUGAAAAAUAUCUGUGGAAAGAGAGAAAUUUUAUUUCUGAGAAACCUCGAAGAAUGCAAUCUAUACUAUAUGCGUCACACCGGAACAGAGUUGAUCUGGAGGACAAAAAUAAAGAAUGCUGAUGUGAAUGUGCGAAACAUACGUCAGUCAAUUAUUCACGAAACAAAAACAUUUCAACUUGAAAUGGAAAUAGAAAAGGAUGAUAAGAAAUGGGAUGAACAUUGGUUUCUAUGCACUGGAGGGGAUAAGAAAUGGGAUGAGCAUUGGUUUCUAUGCUCUGGAGGGGACAAGAAUGUUACGAAUUCCAAACUGAAAGCUUUUUCCAAUGCAAAAGGAGUAAGCUCUAUUGGCGGUGUUGCUGCACUGAUUACGUUGACAGACGAUGAAAAAGAGGCAAAUUGUUCAACAGACGUAAAGGAAGACACGUGUUCUCCCUUGUAUUUUUCAAUAAGCACCAACUGGAAUGUGGUGCUAGAUAGCAGAUCCUUUAUAUUUGAUAGCCAAGGAUGUGCUUUGAAAUCCGACAACAGUAUCGUGGAUGGUGAAAGUGAAGAGGCAAAGUGGAAUCGAUACAUCUUGUUAGAAGUUUUACCGCCAUUAUAUGCUAGGCUUCUUGAAGAGAUUGCGAUCGACGAUUUUCGACGAUUCGAGAACGUGCAUAAAACCGUAGGAGGAAUGUUCUUCACUCCUCACAUAUCAAGGUAUUGGCCGAUAAUUAUUGCACCGGAAUUUUCAAAAUCUGACAUUUGGAAAAGAUUUGAAUCAACUGUUCUUCAAGAAGUUGCUCAAUGCAACUACCGUAUAUUCUGGACGAAGGCAGAUGGGGGAAAAUUUGUUUCAUUUAAAGAAGCUGUUUUUGUGGAAUCGGGAAAAUCCUGGAUUCCCGAUAUCCUCGUGCGACAAAACGUUCAGAUUGUGAAGCUACCAACAGAACAAUACAAUAAUCUCCAGAAACUUUCAGAAACGCCCGUUAUAAAUCCAAAAAUAAUGACUCGAGAUUUAGUGUGCGAUGCGUUUCACAUAAAAACAUUUGAUAAAAAAUCAUGUGAAAUACUAAACGGAACGACUCUAGUUCCUCUGUGCGAUGGUAGCAUUGGAACUUUUGGUCAACAAGAAUACUACAUGAUAGAUGAAGGUCACCAAAAGUUAUUUAAAAAUACCAGUCAAUCUAUCUUUGUGUGCGAGUUACCUCAUUAUCUUAGCGAAAUCUUUCACAACAAAGAAUUCUCUAAUUCAUUGAAGAUUUAUGAACUUGAUGCACGUGUACUUCUUAAUAUAAUGAAGGAUGAGCCGAAUAUGGUAGAAGAAUUAUAUUGGCCCAAUUCCUCAGAGAAGCAAUGUCACUACGAGGAAUGGAUCACCCUGAUAUUGUCGAAACUUGCCGCAGGUUCUAAUUCUGAAAUACAAAAAUUUGUUCAGGGUGAUUAUCGUAUAUUUUGGACGAAAGCAAACGGAGGUGAAUUUGUCUCAUUCAAAGAUGCCGUUUUUGCCGAAUCGAGAAAACCAGCGAUCCCCGAUAUUCUUGUACGACAAAAUGUUCGGAUUGUUAUGCUGUCAACGGAGCAAUAUAAAUGUCUUUCAAAGUUGAAGGGUCACACCGUGCCUACAAAAUAUGUUACGCAACAAUUGGUGUGCGAUAAGCUCCGCAGUAAACCUGAUAUCUGGAAUUCUUGUAGCUAUCCAUACGAAAAGGCCACAAUAGAAGAAAGUCAAAGAAGUAUUAUUCAUUUGUUAAGUUUUCUGCUUGUGGGUCAAGGGUCUUGCAACUACGAAAUGUUGAAUGGGAUGACUUUGGUUCCUUUAUAUGAUGGUAGCGUCGGAACUUUUGGGCAACAGGAAUAUUACAUGGCAGACAAGAAAUACAAAGAACUGUUCAAAAAGACUAAACCAUCAUCACGUUUUGUUUCCGAACUACCGUACGAUCUUGAUAAAAUUUUUCAUGACGAAAAGUUUUCCAAAUUUUUGAGAAUUCGUAAACUCGAUGCGCGUGGAAUUCUUAAUCUCUUGGAGUAUGAGUUGCCCAAGGUGAAAGAAAUGCAUUGGAAUCCCCGGUGGACGCAUUAUCCAAAUCAAGAAUGGAUUAACCUGAUAUUGUCAGAAUUUACAGCAAAGUCUGAUUUUGAAUUUUCGGAGUUUUCCAAAUUUCCACUUCUCUCAGUCGAAAAUAAACUUGUCCAAUUUGAUUCUGGAAAUCCCUUAUUUUCGUUAGACAAUUCUGAUUUUUUAGUGGUGCCAGUGCUUAAAAAAUUAGGAGUCAGGUUUACCGAAGCUAGGUUAUCGACAAGUGCACAUCCGUUCCUUAAAGGAUGCAUACAUCAGUGGAGUGAAGUAGACGCAAUCAAGUCUAUCGAGCGAGCAAGAUUAUUCAUUAAACGUUCGGCAUUUGUGAAAAAUAUACAAAGUGUUUCUAGUGAGGUCCUUGCAAUUGUCCAAAACUUACCAAUUUGGCCGGUACGAUCCUCGGGACCGGUAAAGUGCAUCGCAGCUAAUGCAGGAGUUCUAUUUCCCAAAAGACUUCGUUCAUUCUACUACGUCGUGGAAAAUGCUUUCUUUAUCGAAUCUGAUGAAUAUGCCCAAACACUUUGCCAACUUUACGUUAACUCACCUAAUGAAUUAGAAUGCGUCACGCGUUAUCUAAUUCCUCACUUUAAAAAAGCUAAGCCUGAUGCUGCAUAUGUCAACUUCUUGAAGGCUAUCCUCUUGCUUAAAAACAAAAGGAUAGAGCUUUAUCUGUGUACGAAUGAACUUUUCCCAAACAGAUCUCUCACAAGAUAUGCAAAGGUCGACACAUUAUAUGACGCUAAUGUGUCCCUUUUCCACGACAUCUUUCGAGACAAAGAUGUGUUUUUACCACAAGGGUUACAGGAAAAUCAAGAAAUCUUAAAUAUAUUAGGAACAAUAGGGCUAAAUCGGGUAGUCAACUCUCAUACGUUUAUCGAAUGUGCGCGCGAAAUUGAGUACAAGGCAGAACAAAAAAGUACACCCAUGUCAAUCAUCAGUUUAUUGGCAAAAAAUUUGUUGAAGGAUCAUUUAUUCAUGCGUUCUAUCCCAUUGGUAUUUACACCGAAGGAAUGGAAAGAAAUUUUGACCAUCAAUUUUGUUCCUGUUGACACAAGCCUCCCCGCGCAUUACAAGAAAUUUGUAAACGAAAAUUCAUGCGAAAUUAGAUCGUUGGAUUCUAUUUGUCUUUAUAAACAUAAAGAAUUAAUAUGGUCUCAGGUUCCGUUUCUUGAGGUGUUUCUUGAACCGUCCGACAAAAUUCUAAGAAAUUAUCCCGGACUGUGUGCGCCCCGAACAGAGAAUGUCAUCGAUCAUUGGUAUAAAUUUGCAUUAGAAAUAGUACAGACAGAUGACCCUUGGUGGAAAUCACUCGACGGGAUAACUCAAAUUAAAAAUACGAUACUGCAAAUAUAUGAAUAUUUGAACAGAAGUGUAGAAAGAGGUCAGAAUGUGAUUUACAUUAAAUCGAGAAUACUUACUAAUGCAAAGUUAUUCUUAAAUGGUGACGAUCCAUUCGAAUCAGAAAAUUGGAUGGCGGGAUGUAGUUUGAUUUAUGGUGCUUCGGACGAUAUGCAACACUUGCAAAAGGUCUCUCCAUCUUUACAAAAAUAUAAAGCUUUGUUAAAAUUGGCAGGGGCGAAAGAAAUGAAAAGUGUCGAAAUGGGAAUACGUGUACGAGUUCAUAGUCAGAAGGACUAUCUAGUAGAUAAAAUGAUCAAGCUUUUCGAAGGUCAAGACGAGACUCGGCACCACGAUGUGAUCUUUAAAGUUAAAGGUGAAAGAAUUCUUGCAAAUCGAUAUGCUCUUUCGGCUUCCUCGGAAUAUUUCGGAAUUGCUUUCUGCGGUAGCAUGGCCGAAUCGACCGAACUGAAAAGGGUAGAAGUAUUAAUUGAAGAUAUUGAACCUGAUCCUUUCCGAGUUCUCGUUCGUUGGCUGUAUGGGCAGACAUUUGAAGAUGCAUCAGCCGCGGUCUUUCAUAAACGCAACAGUUCACCUGAUUAUAGGGAAUAUUAUCUGGAAUCGCUGAUCAAUCUGCUUCAAGUCACGGAUAAAUAUAAACUUGAUCCAUUAAGAGACCUUAUAGAAAUGGCGAUAGCAAAAGUAUGCAAUAUAGAAAAUGUGUUUGAAAUCAGGGAGUGGUCGAAAAUGUGCAAUGCAUCGCAAUUGGAAAAUUACUGCGACAGAUAUAUUAACGCAAAUCUUGAAGAAAAUAAGGAAUUGAUGAUACAGGAUAUAGUCAAGAAAAUUGAACACGUUGAGGAUGAAGAAGAGAGGAAACUGUAUUCAGAAAUAUUAGAACCACUAUUUUAUCAUUGA
Molecule: messenger RNA, 9003 nt
Organism: Acaulospora morrowiae
Lineage: Eukaryota; Fungi; Glomeromycota; Glomeromycetes; Diversisporales; Acaulosporaceae
Source: the annotation of a GenBank genome assembly